Messenger RNA from Spodoptera litura, 952 nucleotides. RefSeq lists its product as uncharacterized. NCBI's taxonomy places the organism in Eukaryota, Metazoa, Arthropoda, Insecta, Lepidoptera, Noctuidae. The record is from RefSeq and is a predicted model, not a curated record.
ACGAAAGGUGCGCGCGCGACGAACGUGUUACAAUUAUUAAAACAAAAAGUGAAAUCGGUUUGUGUCCGUCAAAAUGACUCCGUCACCAUAUGAACAUAUCUACUCAAACCAACAUCAGAAUAAGGACUCUGAGGUCAGAAAAGAAAAUAGCCUGUUAUCAAAAUGCUGUUUUUGUGUACCUCUAGAGACUGGUUGCUUUGUACUUGGGUAUACUAGCUUGAUUCUAAACUUCAUAAUAUCCAUGUUCUUCUUUGGAACUCUGGCUUUCUUAGCUAUUUACACCCAUGGUUUUCAAUACCUUCGUACCAAAGCCACAGAAGAUGGUGAGAGAGUUCCUGAUAUGGAUUCCAUGGAUAGUAACAAGUUGAUGCAGAUUAUUAUAAUAACUGUUUUGGAUGGAAGCUUAAAUCUGGCCUGGUUUGCCAUGUGUAUCGUCCUUCUUGUUGGUUUACAUAAGAAACAACCAGGCCAUAUUAAGUUACAAGUGUCAAUUGCUGCUCUCCGCAUACUUUUAUCGAUAGUUGGCGUGGCUUUGUAUACUGGGCACACCACUAACUCUUCAGUAUUUUGCACAGCAGAGAUUUUGCUCUCAGUGUUCUUCAUUCUGCUGUACUACAGUUACGCGAAACAAUUGAAGCAAGAACAACUAUCUGAUGACCCUAAAUCAUUGUCAGAAAUUGUGUCCGAAGUUAUCUUGAAAUAUCCUCAAAAUAUUGACAACUUUACUUUGCCUGAGAAGAAGGAAAAGUACUAACCAGACCACAUUUUUUGGAGUAUUGCAAUAAAUCCACCCCAUAUCCAACCUCGAAUCUCCAUACCUUCAAAAUAUCGGCAACGCCCCAUCGGUAUUGCAGGUGUCCGAGGACGGCGCCAAUUGCUUUUCUUUUUUUAUGUUAUAAGCCGGUGAACAAGCAUACGGAUUACCUGAUGGUAAGCAAUCGGCGCCGCCGGA